Messenger RNA from Phyllotreta striolata, 2763 nucleotides. Lineage: Eukaryota; Metazoa; Arthropoda; Insecta; Coleoptera; Chrysomelidae. The record is from the annotation of a GenBank genome assembly.
AUGGGCUUGAAUCAUGCUCUGGGUGCUGUCGUUGCACUGACUAGCAUCUUAUGCUACUAUAACAGUUGUUAUUGCGGCUUCGUGUUCGACGACAUCAGUGCCAUUAAAGAUAACCGCGAUCUGAGACCGCAUUCGCCGUUGAUUAACAUAUUUUUCAACGAUUUUUGGGGCACACCGAUGCACAAGGAACAAAGCCACAAAUCAUUUCGACCUCUUUGCGUUCUAACAUUCCGUUGGAACUAUUUAUUCUGGCAAUUGGAGCCCAUGGGAUAUCAUCUGGUGAACAUGCUCCUGCACUCAGUCGUCUGCCUCAUUUACUUCAGAAUGUGCUCGAUGUUUCUGCCCGAACUAUCGAGUUUCGUGGCAGCCAUGCUGUUCGCCGUUCAUCCCAUUCACACGGAGGCGGUAACCGGCGUUGUCGGAAGGGCGGAAACACUUUCGUCCGUCUUCUUUUUGGCCUCGUUCAUUUUGUACAGCAAGGCGACGAGAAGUAAAAAAUACACAGGCUGGAAAUAUCUGGCGUUUUCAAUGGUCUCCAUGGCGACGGCGAUGCUGUGCAAAGAACAAGGGAUUACGGUGGCCGGAGUUUGUGCUGCAUAUGAAAUUUUCGUCGCUCAAAAGGUGCGCCUGCCCGAGCUGAAGUACAUGCUGAAGACCGCCAUCAUCUCGAAAUCCCCUUACCCAUGGUCGGGAAAAGCCACCAAGCGGCUGGUGGUUUUGGCUCUCACCACGCUCUGUUUGCUGCUGGUCAGGCUGCAAAUCAUGGGCUCCCAGCUGCCGGUUUUCACGAGAUUCGACAAUCCGGCGUCGGUCGCCGCGACGCCCUCCAGACAGCUCACCUACCACUAUCUGAUCAGCGUCAAUCUGUGGCUGUUGCUGUUCCCCUGCGACCUCUGUUGCGAUUGGACCAUGGGCACCAUACCGCUGGUGGAGUCUGUAUUGGACGCGAGGAAUCUCGGCACUGUUGCCACCUACGCGCUUUUGGCGGCGAUAUUGGUAAAAGCCUUCACCACGGAGAAUAAAUUGCAGAGUACUGUUUUGUUGAUGGGCACCUCGUUGAUGGUGUUCCCGUUCAUCCCGGCCUCGAAUUUCUUCUUUCCGGUGGGCUUCGUGGUGGCGGAGCGCGUGCUCUACAUGCCCUCGAUGGGCUUCUGCAUGCUGGUGGGCUACGGCUUCCACGUGCUCUCCCAGCGGCAGGACAAGCUGGCCUGCGCGUUCCUCUGCCUCCUGCUGGCCUCCCACGGAGGCAAAACCUACACGCGCAACUGGGACUGGGAGAACGAGUACUCGAUCUUCAUGUCCGGCCUGCGGGUGAACCAGAGGAACGCGAAGCUCUUCAACAACGUGGGGCACGCUUUGGAGAGCCAGGGGAACUUCGAGGAGGCUUUGAAGUUCUUCCAAACGGCCGUGGGCGUGCAGGAGGACGACGUCGGUGCUCACAUCAACGUGGGUCGGACCUACAACCAUCUGAAGAUGUUCAAGGAGGCCGAAGAGGCCUACUUGAAGGCGAAAUCGCUGCUGCCGAAGGCGAAGCCGGGGGAAUCGUAUCAGGCGCGCAUAGCGCCCAAUCACUUGAACGUCUUUCUCAAUCUCGCCAAUUUGAUAUCGAAGAAUUCGACGAGAUUAGAGGAGGCCGACAUGCUCUACAGGCAGGCGAUCAGCAUGAGGGCCGAUUACACGCAGGCGUACAUCAAUCGCGGCGAUAUACUCAUCAAACUCAAUAGGACCAAGGAGGCUCAAGAGGUGUACGAGAGGGCCUUGCUGUACGACAGCAAUAACCCCGACAUUUAUUACAACCUGGGGGUCGUGUUCCUGGAGCAGGGGAAAGCCUCUCAAGCCCUGGCCUAUUUGGACAAGGCACUCGAAUUCGAUCCGGAGCACGAGCAAGCCCUGCUCAAUUCCGCUAUACUGCUGCAGGAAUUCGGCCGGCCGGACUUGCGGAAAAUCGCCAGGGAACGUUUGCUGAUCCUCCUCAGCAAGGACCCCAACAACGAGCGGGUGCACUUCAAUUUAGGAAUGUUGGCGAUGGACGAUAAGAAUAUCGAAGAGGCCGAAAACUGGUUUCGUCGAGCGGUGCAUUUGAAGGCCGAUUUCAGGAGUGCUUUAUUCAAUUUGGCUCUCCUGCUGGCGGACGAUCAGCGACCUUUGGAGGCGGCGCCGUUUCUGAACCAACUGGUCAAAUACCAUCCGGACCACGUCAAAGGUUUAAUCCUAUUAGGCGAUAUCUACAUUAACAACAUCAAGGAUUUGGACGCUGCGGAAAACUGCUACAGGCGCAUCCUGGAGCUGGAGCCGGACAACAUCCAAGGGCUGCACAACCUGUGCGUGGUGCACGUGGAGCGCGGCAAGCUGCUGGAGGCGCAGGCGUGCCUGCGGCAGGCGCACGAGCUGGCCCCCGGCGAGGACUACGUGCUGCGCCAUCUGCAGAUCGUGCAGAAUCGCAUCGCGAAGCUGCGGCUGCAUCCGCUGGAGGCGGGCGAGCCGGACGAGAACCCGAAGGAGAAGUCGAAGGUGGUGUCGAACAAGAGCAUCGACGAGACCGACAAGAGGACGAAGCCGAUGGUGUCGGGGGACUCGGAGGAGCAGCGGUACAGCAGCAGGGUGGUGAACACGGAGCCGAUGUUCGUGAAGAACGUGGACGUGGUGGAGGAUUACGUGGGGUUCGAUGGUGGAGAGGAGGAGUUCGCGGAUGGGGCUGAGCAUUCGAAUAGUUGGACUGAAGCUGGAAGUGAUAGAGACGACCCGUCGUCGGGGAUGUCUUAG